This is a messenger RNA of Physeter macrocephalus (sperm whale), 2824 nucleotides long. It is a transcript of the gene LRFN5, whose product is annotated as leucine rich repeat and fibronectin type III domain containing 5. Gene Ontology annotation, molecular function: protein binding. Gene Ontology annotation, cellular component: postsynaptic density membrane; cell surface; glutamatergic synapse. The transcript is spliced from 4 exons. Gene Ontology annotation, biological process: synaptic membrane adhesion; regulation of presynapse assembly. Lineage: Eukaryota; Metazoa; Chordata; Mammalia; Artiodactyla; Physeteridae. The record is from RefSeq and is a predicted model, not a curated record. Bases 1056 to 2453 code for a protein of 465 amino acids.
CAGCUUUGGACCCUUGUGUGUGGAUCGCUUUACCCAGAGGCUUGGAAAGCGCCAGUAUUAACCUGCUUCCAGGUACAUCACAAGGUCACCAGAGGGUCUUGCAGCCGUCUUGUUUCUGUGCAUCUAGACCUUCCUGUCUUGGCCCGAAGGAUAUUUACGUUUCGGUCGACAUAAUUUGAAGCCAAAAGUUCAGUCUGUCGAGCUGGUUUCUGCACAAUUAAGGUAACAAGAAUUGCCUUUCAAACUGCUUAACAAAACCCCCGACUCUUCGACUCUUCCUUGCUGGUUCCUGGCUCUUGCCUCCCCACCAAAAUGUCACCAGCUCUUGAAUUACGUGGAUUUGGGUUGGAGGAGAACUUGAAGGAAACGUGAUAGAACCGCUAUGCCAGACCACUCUCUUUGCUGCCUGUGGUCCGGUGGGCAUCGAAGCCGAUCGUGAGAAGGACCAGUCCCCUCCUUGCUUUUCCUUCCCCGUGCUAUACUGUGUGUGUAUGUGUGUGUGCAAGUGUGAAUGCGAGUGCGCGCGCGCCUGUCUGCGAGUGUGUGUGUGUGUUUGAGUGUGUUUCUGUGUGUGCGUGCGCGGCCGCCCUGCCUCUGCCCGAUCCCUGGGUGCAGAAACGCGGGUUUCAUGGGGCGAUCGCCGCGGAUCCCCCGCCCAGCGCGACCUGCGGGCAACGGCGGCAGUGGCAGGAGCCGCCUCUCGGACUCCCUAGGAUGCGGGUGCUGAGCUAUGGCAAAGGGCAGCGAAGUGACGAGCGAGACCCGCGUACGACUGUGAAAGCCACCUGGAAACACCUUGCCGGGAUUGUACCUGCGGGCAGAAAGUCUUCCUACGACCGUCUUUCCUCUAGAGGCACCAGAGUCCCUGUAACCAUUCUGCCAGGUGUUGGGAAGAUAUGUAGUAGCUGAGCACCUUACUUCUGUCACCAUCCUCAGAAUCAACUUUGGAGAUGCUUUCACCCUGUCCGUCUUCUGCAGCAGACAGGCCGAGUGCUGACUCCUUCUCAGCAGUGAGGAACUCUUCAGACUCCAGAAGCUCUUAAAACUGAUCUACAAUGGAAAAAUUUCUUUUUUAUCUGUUUUUCAUUGGCAUAGCAGUGAAAGCUCAGAUCUGUCCAAAGCGUUGUGUCUGUCAGAUUUUGUCUCCUAAUCUUGCAACCCUUUGUGCCAAGAAAGGGCUUUUGUUUGUGCCACCAAACAUUGACAGAAGAACUGUGGAACUGCGUUUGGCAGACAAUUUUGUUACAAAUAUUAAAAGGAAAGAUUUUGCCAAUAUGACCAGCUUGGUGGACCUGACUCUAUCCAGGAAUACAAUAAGUUUUAUUACACCUCAUGCUUUUGCUGACUUACGGAAUCUGAGGGCAUUGCAUUUGAAUAGCAACAGAUUGACUAAAAUUACAAAUGAUAUGUUCAGUGGGCUUUCCAAUCUCCAUCAUUUGAUACUGAACAACAAUCAGCUGACUUUAAUUUCUUCUACAGCAUUUGAUGAUGUCUUUGCCCUCGAGGAGCUGGAUCUGUCCUAUAAUAAUUUAGAAACAAUACCAUGGGAUGCUGUUGAGAAGAUGGUUAGCUUGCACACCCUCAGUUUGGAUCACAAUAUGAUUGAUAACAUUCCUAAGGGGACUUUCUCCCACUUGCACAAGAUGACUCGGCUAGAUGUAACAUCAAAUAAAUUGCAGAAGUUACCACCUGACCCUCUCUUUCAGCGAGCUCAGGUCCUAGCAACCUCAGGAAUCAUAAGCCCAUCUACUUUUGCAUUAAGUUUUGGUGGAAACCCUUUGCAUUGCAACUGUGAAUUGCUGUGGUUAAGGCGUCUGUCCAGAGAAGAUGACCUGGAGACCUGUGCUUCCCCAGCGCUUUUAACUGGCCGCUAUUUUUGGUCAAUUCCUGAGGAAGAGUUUUUGUGUGAGCCUCCUCUCAUUACUCGUCAUACACAUGAGAUGAGAGUCCUGGAGGGUCAGAGGGCAACCCUGAGGUGCAAAGCGAGGGGAGACCCCGAACCUGCAAUUCACUGGAUUUCUCCUGAAGGGAAGCUUAUUUCAAAUGCAACAAGAUCUCUGGUGUAUGAUAAUGGAACACUUGACAUUCUUAUAACAACUAUUAAGGAUACAGGUGCUUUUACCUGCAUUGCUUCCAAUCCUGCUGGAGAAGCAACACAAAUGGUGGAUCUUCAUAUAAUUAAGCUCCCUCACUUACUAAACAGUACGAACCAUAUCCAUGAGCCUGAUCCUGGUUCUUCAGAUAUCUCAACUUCUACUAAGUCAGGUUCUAAUGCAAGCACUAGUAAUGGUGAUACUAAAAUCAGUCAAGAUAAAAUCGUGGUGGCAGAAGCAACAUCAUCUACGGCACUGCUUAAAUUUAAUUUUCAAAGAAAUAUCCCGGGAAUACGUAUGUUUCAAAUCCAGUACAAUGGUACUUAUGAUGACACCCUUGUUUACAGAGGCCGGAGUUAAUCUGAAGAGCACCACUUCUCUCUCUCCUGAAAAAACUUGCCACUGAUAUUUUUACCAGACAAAAUUUAAAAAUGUUUCAAUUCACAAAGGUUAAUUGUUGAACUGGUGUCCUAGAAGAAAUUGUCCACAGGAGCUGAAGCAGAAGUCUCUGAUGCAGCGGAACUGGCUCUAUCAGACCAUGGUUCAUCCCCUUUUAAAACCAAAAUUUUUUUUCUUCUGACCUACAAGUAUUUUUUUUAAAAGAAGGAAAGAAAUAAGCCUACAUUGGCAUCGAGUUCUGUAUCAAUCCAUGUUACAUUGCCAUCCAUGAUUUAAGACUGUAGAAUCUUGAAUAAUCUAUAUCACUUUAACAAAUAAAUGUUUUACUAUGA